This is a messenger RNA of Salvia splendens (bonfire salvia), 2178 nucleotides long. RefSeq names its product cleavage stimulating factor 64. The record is from RefSeq and is a predicted model, not a curated record. Bases 383 to 1954 code for a protein of 523 amino acids. The transcript has 10 exons. Gene Ontology annotation, molecular function: mRNA binding. Gene Ontology annotation, cellular component: mRNA cleavage and polyadenylation specificity factor complex. Lineage: Eukaryota; Viridiplantae; Streptophyta; Magnoliopsida; Lamiales; Lamiaceae.
AUUUUGCCAUCGUUCUUCCUUUUAAUAAACGUAACCUGAUGAAUUGCAAGAGAGUAUGAAAUCAUGGAGGGCGCCAACCCAGCACAACACAAACACAGUCUCGAUCUCUCAAUAAAUCCCACCGUCUUCUCCAAAUUCCAAUUUGUAAAUAAAUAAAACUGGCUGCUCGAAUCGAGAUUCCAUUUGAAAUUCAUUGUCGGCGUUGAAUUGCCGGAGUAUGAUUGUAUACUCACUUGAAUAUAGCCGAAUAGUGGAGUAAUACAAGUUUCAAGGUUGGUUUGGAUUGAAGAAAUACGCGUGGUAGUAGAAUUAGCUGCGUAAUUGGUGGAGUGAUAUAUAAAGGCGGCGAGCUUCAAUUAGCUCGGGGAAAACGAUUUAUAUCAUGGCCGCCAAUGCACAAUCUCAGCAUCGCUGCGUUUUCGUUGGGAACAUACCAUAUGAUGCUACCGAAGAGCAAAUCACUCAAAUUUGCGAGGAGGUUGGGCCAGUUGUUUCGUUCAGAUUAGUUACUGACAGAGAAACCGGAAAACCAAAGGGUUAUGGAUUCUGCGAGUACAAGGAUGAAGAGACAGCUCUGAGUGCUCGUCGUAAUCUUCAGGGUUAUGAUAUAAAUGGCCGUCAGCUAAGAGUUGACUUUGCUGAGAAUGACAAGAAUGCUGACAAGAACCGGGAACAGGGAUGUGGUGGUCCUGGUGUUGGCCCAAAUGUUGAUGCUCCUAAACAAGUUGGGGGUCAAGCAGUCUUUGGACAUCCUAGUGUUCAUCUACCGGUAGGCGAUUCAGUUGCUACAGCUGCUGCAAGUGUCAUGGCAGGAGCUCUUGGAUUGGCUCAGACUGCUAGCACACCAAAUCAGAUCGGAGUACGGACCCCGUCCUUGUUAGGAACUGAUCCUUUGACUCAACAGUUGGCCAAAAUGUCGAGGAGUCAGCUGAUAGAGGUUUUUUCCGAAUUUAAGGCACUGGCUACACAAAAUAAAGAACAAGCCCGGAAACUAUUGCUCGCCAUCCCCAACUUGUCCAAAGCUAUUUUUCAGGUUGAGAUUAUUCUUGGGGUAGUCUCACCUCAAAUGUUGCAGACGCCCAAUAUUCGGCAAGCUUCGAGCCGACCAGUACAGUCUCUGCUGCAAAAUUCUCAAACUCUCUCUGGGCUACCCCCCCUUCCACAAAACAAAAUUCAAUUGGGUUUGAUGCCUUCUGCACAAGAUAGUCGAGUAUCUGCUGGUGUUCCAAACCAAUAUAACACACUCCAAAAAUUUAUUACACAUACUCAAAUUCAACAUCCACAAUUAAACCAGAACCAAGCCUUGCAGCAAGCUCAACUGGUUGCUCAAUUUGGAGUUUCCUCCCAUCCCUCUACACAUCCUCAGUCAUUGAUUGGUUUGUCAGCUGGACAACAAAUUCCAGUACCGACUUCUUCUCUCAACCAGCAAAUGCAACAUCCUAUUUCACAAAAUAUAGGCCCGGUUCCGUCCAGCAAUCCAGAGUGCAAUGCUGUGACAAGGUCUCAGACUGUUGCCACUCAUGCUUCUGUGCUCGUAAAUCCACAAUUUUCAGCAACAGGGAUUCAGCAUAGCACCUCAACAUCCUCUGUCAUGCCGGAAGAUAUGGAUAUGAAAGGACAUGCUCUAAAUAUCCCUAGUAAGACGAACCAGAUCGAUAGAGCACCAAAACUGGUGAAAGUGAAUGGUGGAAGCACUACUCCUUCACAGGUUGUGAACGUAACUUCACCUAUGUCCGCACCACUCCAGUUUUCGGGUGUUCCAGGAAGACGACCUCCAAAAAAUGAAAUUGCAGACACUGGGAAGCAAGCUACUCAGAUGCAACUUCUCCCGGACUUAGAUCCUUCAGUGCUUCAGCAACUGCUAAAUCUGACGUCAGAGCAGCUAAGUCUGCUGCCACCAGAUCAGCAGCAGCAAGUAAUGCAACUUCAACGGAUGCUCCGGCAGGCUACAUAGCCCAACAUUUUAGUCCCAAGAAUAGCAUAAGCUCUAUGAAUCUUUCUUCCAGUGAGUUUUAGAAGGGAAUUGCAAUUGUUUACUGUCAACUUUGCGAUUAAAGCAUUGUUAGGUGCACACUAAAUGCACGAGAGCUGUAUCAUUCAUGUAACGUUACGAGCUUGUUCUUGUAUUCGGAUGAACACACAUCAUUGAUUUGAGAAGAGGUUUUGGCUUAUGCUUCA